This is a messenger RNA of Salvia miltiorrhiza (redroot sage), 1033 nucleotides long. Its product is annotated as probable carboxylesterase 15. The record is from RefSeq and is a predicted model, not a curated record. Bases 59 to 1033 code for a protein of 324 amino acids. NCBI's taxonomy places the organism in Eukaryota, Viridiplantae, Streptophyta, Magnoliopsida, Lamiales, Lamiaceae. The transcript has 2 exons. Gene Ontology annotation, molecular function: hydrolase activity.
UCUCUGCCCAGGAAAGGGUAUUUAUAUUGGUGAAUUUGGUAGAUUGUUUAACCAAAACAUGGAGUCCCCUCAUCCUCGUGUAGUGGAAGAUUGUCUAGGAAUUUUGCAACUAUUUAGCGAUGGCUCCAUUUCCCGCACCCACGAUAUUCAAUUCCCCACCAAAGUGGAGGAUGAUGGCACCGCCGUCUGGAAAGACUGCUUAUACCACAACCAACGCAACCUCCACCUCCGCCUCUACAAGCCCCGCUCCACCCCCGCCGCCGCCCUCCCCGUUCUCUACUUCUUCCACGGGGGCGGUUUCUGCGUCGGCUCGCGGACCUGGCCCCACCACCACACUUGCUGCCUCCGCCUUGCCUCCGCCCUGCAGGUCAUGGUGGUGGCGCCUGACUACCGGCUAGCACCGGAGCACAGGCUCCCCGCUGCCGUAGAGGAUGUGCUCAGCUCUCUCAAGUGGCUGCAGCAGCAGGCUCUGCUGGCUGACGGCGGCGGUGAUGAGUGGCUGCGGGAGGGAAUUGAUUUCGGGAGAGUGUUCGUGGUGGGUGAUUCCUCCGGCGGGAACCUGGCCCACCAUCUGGCGGUGGAGCUCCGCCGUGGAUCGCCGGAGUUGGCCCCGGUUAGGGUGCGGGGCUACGUGCUGUUGGCGCCGUUUUUUGGCGGCGUUGUCAAAACUGAAUCUGAAGCACAAGGACCGCCGGAACAUUUCUUGAAUUUAGAAAUUCUCGACAGAUUUUGGAGGCUGUCACUUCCAAGUGGAGAGACAUCAGACUGCCCAUUUGCAAACCCUUUCGGGCCAUCAAGCCCUAUUUUGAACCACAUAAAUCUUGACCCAAUAUUCGUAGUGGUUGGAGGGAGUGAAAUUAUGAAAGAUAGAAUUGUGGAUUAUUUCAAAAGACUGAAAAAGAUAGGAAAAAAGGUUGAUUACGUGGAAUUCCAAGGUGAACAACAUGGUUUCUUUGUUAAUAAACCUACCUCACAAGUUGCUCACAAAGUAAUAGAAGAAAUAAAUAAUUUUAUGACCAAAACUUUUCUUUGA